UUGGCUCUGUUAUUGACCAUGCUCUAAUGGAACUCGAACCUAAGCCACUGUUAACGGUGGGUGUGGGCGUGUGGCUACUGGCGAUGGCGAAUCCGCAAACCCUAUGGAUCGCGGCGUCGUCUCGUCUCCCCUCGACCAUUCCCCUGCCUCGCAAAUCGUAACCCGCAGAUUGCCUCCGCCGUCGCUUAUGGUGAGCAAAGAAGGCCGCCGCCGCCGCCGCCGCCGCUCCGGCGGCGAGGACCGCAUCAGCGGCCUCCCCGACGAGCUGCUGCAUGACAUCCUGGUCCGCCUCCGCUGCGCCCGCGCCGCGGCGCGCACCAGCGUGCUCUCCCGCCGCUGGCGCCACCUCUGGGCAGACGUGCCCGAGCUCGUCCUCGUUGACGGCCCCGACGCGCCGCCGCCGCCGUCCUCCCGCCCGGCCUCGUUCGUCGACACCGUCGACGCCGCCCUCGACGCCCACGCCGCGCCGACCCUCGAUCGCCUGCUCAUCGCCCUGUCCGCCUCCGACGUCGGCAGCACCGGCGCCAUCCCGGCCGCACGCGCCGCGCCGUGGCUUCGCUUCGCGGCGGUGCGCGUGGCGGGGUCGCUGCUCCUCCUCGUCCCUCCGCGGCUGUCCUACCUGCACCCCGUCACCCUGCAGGAGCUCCCGCUCCCCGCGUGUGCCCGUGCCAAGACCAUCACGCUCAAGCUCCAGGACACGUGGCUUCUGCGGCCCGCCGCGCCGGCACCGGCACCGGCCGGCGUGUUCACGUUCACGGCGCUGACCGCGCUGACGAUCCUCUACGGCCGCAUGGACGGCGGCGAGCUCAGUGCCCUCGUGUCGUCCACGCGGUGCCCGUGCCUCAGGGACCUCAAGCUCCGCCUCACGUUGCUGGAUGACACCUCCGACGACGACGUCGUCUCCAUCCGCUCCGACACGCUGCGCUCGCUGUGGUUCUGCAUCUGGACGCACAUUCGCCGCCUCCGGUAGAGGUCGUGGCGCCAAGACUGGAGAAGCUCAGUGUAUACUACGCCUUCAAGGCUCGUUUCUCCGUGCCCAAGCUUUCAGAGUUGGUUUGGACAGGGGGAUUACGCCGAUGACAGUCAUCAGUUUGUCGAUGUCAGCCGUCGUCUUCAUCUGCUAGACAUUACACCGGAUCGAAGAUCCGCGGUGGCGCUAACGUCCCUGCUACAGAAAUUUGAUGAAGUUGAUGAGCUGAGACUGAUUGUCCACAUUCCUCAGGGAGCAGCAGGGUAUGAGAGCUUCUUGAAUGAGACAAGCAGGCUGCCGAAAUGUAAGACAUUGAAGAUAAACUUGGAGCGGAAUGGCCAUGGCCUGGCACCAAGCAUGUUCCAUUUCUUGAAGAACUGCACUAGUGCAAAGAAGGUUUCUGUCCGAUUGCUUGAUCUUGAUGAGGACUCACAGCAUUAUUCUUGCCCGCUAUCUUGCCCUUGUCGCUCGACAGAGAGUUGCAGGAUUGAUGACAUCGGCUCAUUUGAAGAGGUACAAAAUCAGUAACUGUACAAGCUCUCAUGAAGAAUUGGAAUUUGUGGAGCUGUUAUCAGAAUGCAAUGCCACAAAUCUGAAACAUUUGGUCAUUCACUAUUACAAGAGGAAGUUCCAAGCUCCUCUACAAAGCAAGGAGAUAUGUAAUUAAGGAGAUCUGCAGCAUGUAUGGACCAAAUGUUGAGGUCGAAUUCUACGUUGUUGGCAAAGGGAGGUGUGUGCGUUUUGACUGGAGGGAAGAUUUGCAGAAUGUAUCAACCAAAUGUUGAAGUUGAUUAAUUUCUAUGUUGUUGGACAGCAAAGGCUGGUGUGUUUUGACUGGGGGGAAGAUCUGAUGUAUCAAGUAUAUCAACCAAAUGUUGAAGUCGAAUUCUAUGUUGUUGGACAAGGAAGCCGUGUGUGUUUCGACUAAAGGCUUGUGAAAAAUGUUAGUAGUGGCAUGUUUAAUUGUUUCUUUGGAGUAGGUGACUGCUUCAGAUGGUCAAUUUGAAAAGAAGACUAAGCCUACGCCAAUUUCCUUAUAGUAGUAAACACUUGAUUUUCAAAUUGAAAUUGGUCA
This is a messenger RNA of Sorghum bicolor (sorghum), 2045 nucleotides long. RefSeq names its product probable FBD-associated F-box protein At1g32375. The transcript has 3 exons. NCBI's taxonomy places the organism in Eukaryota, Viridiplantae, Streptophyta, Magnoliopsida, Poales, Poaceae. The record is from RefSeq and is a predicted model, not a curated record. Gene Ontology annotation, molecular function: protein binding. The coding region runs from base 104 to 970 and encodes 288 amino acids.